Messenger RNA from Aspergillus wentii DTO 134E9, 1960 nucleotides. Its product is annotated as sorting nexin 1. Gene Ontology annotation, cellular component: endosome. NCBI's taxonomy places the organism in Eukaryota, Fungi, Ascomycota, Eurotiomycetes, Eurotiales, Aspergillaceae. The transcript is spliced from 6 exons. Gene Ontology annotation, biological process: protein retention in Golgi apparatus; retrograde transport, endosome to Golgi. Bases 100 to 1818 code for a protein of 572 amino acids. Gene Ontology annotation, molecular function: phosphatidylinositol binding. The record is from RefSeq and is a predicted model, not a curated record.
GUCUCUGAAUCAACAACACCUUUUGCAUAGUCUUAUUGAUUGAUUUUAAUCUCCUUCGAAGCCCAUUGCUCGACCACAGUUGAACUUUUACACAUCACCAUGGAUCUGGACGCUGGGGACUCCCCGUGGGGCGAUGUGCCCUCGCAAUCUACAAACCUUAGCGCAUCGAAGCAGGACAAUGAUGAAAAUACCCCAGGACAACCCGCACAAACCAGCUCGAACCCCCCUCGUUCGCCAGUACGUCGAGGCCCGCGAGGCACCCGCAAAAUUAACGCACAAGCAACAAAGCUGGAGGCUGUUGAUGAUACCGUUGAUCCGCUCGGUCCGCUUGGCGAGAGCACCGCCGUCGAGAGUAGUCUGUCGCCUAGCGAGGAGGCACCUGCACCACCCCAGAAGGAACCAUUCGCUGCGCGCAAUGCCCGUCCGACGUCGUCUACAUCUCAAACAUCCAGUGGUGCUGCAUUGGCGGACUCAGUGAACCUAGAAGAGGAUGGUGCGGGGUUCAGAGGACCUCCACCGGUGCAACCCCCGACGGACGCAGCGGGAACGAAACGACAGUCUCAGCCCAGCGUCAGUAUUGAACAGGCCGCGAAACCAACUUUCGAGAUCACUGUGGGAGAUCCCCACAAGGUAGGAGAUUUGACUAGCAGCCAUAUCGUUUAUCAAGUUAGAACCAAGACAAGUUCUAAGGCGUACCGACAACCCGAGUUUGCCGUCACCCGUCGAUACCGUGAUUUCUUAUGGCUCUACAACUCGCUGCACGGCAACAAUCCCGGUGUCGUUGUGCCCCCUCCCCCAGAGAAGCAGGCGGUUGGUCGAUUCGAUACGAACUUUGUUGAGUCUAGAAGAGCUGCUUUGGAGCGUAUGCUCAACAAGACUGCAUCGCACCCUAUCCUUCAGCAUGAUGCAGACCUCAAAAUCUUCCUCGAGAGCGAAACGUUCACCAUCGACGUUAAGAACAAGGAAAACCGAGAGCCCGAUCUCGGUCAGAAUAAGGGCAUGUUCAGUUCAUUUGGAAUCAGCGUUGGUGGAGGAGGAAAGUUUGUAGAGCAUGAUGAUUGGUUCCAUGAUCGUAAAAUUUACCUGGAUGCGUUGGAGAACCAACUGAAAGCAUUGCUGAAAGGCAUUGACACUGUGGUUACACAGCGAAAGGGUCUGGCAGAUGCAGCUGGUGACUUUUCGGCCUCACUCCACGCAUUGGCGGCUGUCGAAUUGUCUCCGGCUCUCUCUAGCCCCUUGGAUGGACUUUCAGACCUACAAUUACGCAUAAGAGAGUUGUACGAAAGACAGGCUCAGCAUGAUAUUCUCACACUCGGAAUCACAAUUGACGAAUAUAUUCGUCUCAUUGGAAGUGUUAAGACGGCUUUCUCGCAACGUCAAAAGGCCUACCACACCUGGCAUGCAGCAGAGUCAGAUAUGCAGAAGCGAAAACACACCCAAGAGAAACUUCUUCGACAAGGAAAGACCCAACAAGACCGCCUGAACCAGGCCAACGCCGAUGUUGCAGAUGCCGAGAGAAAGGUCCACCAGACGAAACUGUUGUUUGAGGACAUGGGGAAGUUGAUGCGGAGUGAGCUGCAGCGGUUUGAAAGGGAGAAGGUAGAAGAUUUCAAGUCCGGUGUUGAGACCUUCUUGGAGAGUGCUGUCGAGGCUCAGAAAGAGUUGAUUGAACUUUGGGAAACCUUCCUCAUGCAGUUAGACGCGGGCGAGGAAAGCAAUCCGUUCUACUCAUCCAUCCCUGCUGCUGGUGAUGCACCCGCAACUGAGUCGGGAAGCACUGAAGCUGCCUCCGUGACCACUGGAGGAGAGGAUGCUUAAAGCUGAUCUCUUCCUUACAUACCCUUUCUCUUACUCUGCCAUGUACAAAAGAGCAGCAUCGACGUACUUGGGCAUCUUUAUAGCCCCUAUAUCGUAUCAAACUCGGAUGGCCUGCGCAUUGUUUUUUUUUAAGCUGCGAUGA